AUGCCUCAACAACAGCAGGUGAAUAUGGGUUUAUUUUGUGUUCCUGACAAGCUUAAAAAUACGAUAAAGAAAUAUAAACACAAAUUUUAUGACCAGUAUGACUCAAUAUUGUCGGCUCAAACUGGAGGAAAGGAAAGCAAGAAAUCAUCAUUAAAUGUUUUGCCAGGGGAUCACAUUCUUGAUCUUUGUGCUGCUCCAGGUGCAAAAUUAUGCAUGCUUGCUGAACUUCUUGGCAGCUCAGGUUCGCUAACUGGAGUGGACAUUGCAAAAAGCCGUCUGGCUGCAUGCAGGACAAUGUUACGAAAAUAUGCAUUGGGAGGUCGUUGUAGGCUUUUUGUAGCAGAUGGAACAACGUUUUCCCUUUUGCCUUUGGGAACUUGCACAGAGAACCAACCAGAAUUAGAAAAUGGUGAUUGUAGAGGAAAGAAAGAUGUUUAUCAGGAAUGGUCAUCUAGAGUACCUUGGAGUGAAAGAAGAAAGUCUAAAGAUACUAACAGAAUCCAAUUGAAUGUGACUUCCAAAGCCAAUACAUGUGAAUUGAUCUUCUAUGGAAAGCAUUCUGGAGUAAUUGGACUAAGAAAUGAGCAGUUGUUUCAAACUGGAAAAGAAGAGGCUAAUGAUGGUGGAUAUGACAAGGUCUUGGUUGAUGCUGAGUGCACACAUGAUGGGUCUGUUAAGCACAUCCUCAAGUUUGAAGAUUGGGGAUGGGACACUCUUCAAAGAAGACUGUUGGAUUCAGAAAGAAUUGGUUCAUUGACUCAACUCCAGUUACAGCUUCUUACUAAUGGUUUUAGAUUGCUUAAAGUCGGAGGGUCACUUGUGUAUAGCACGUGCAGCUUGACUGUUGCUCAAAAUGAAGAUGUGGUCGAGCAGUUUCUUUCAAACAAUCCUUCUGCUGAGCUGCAAGAUAUUCGUGCUGCAGAGGGUUGGCCUUGUAGGAGUGGAAGGAUUCCAAGGACGAUAAGAUUUGAUACCUGCACAUCCCGAACAAGUGGGCUAUUUAUUGCCAAGAUCGUGAAAUUGUUCUAAGAC
This is a messenger RNA of Nymphaea colorata (pocket water lily), 1032 nucleotides long. Its product is annotated as rRNA (cytosine-C(5))-methyltransferase NOP2C-like. The record is from RefSeq and is a predicted model, not a curated record. The coding region runs from base 1 to 1029 and encodes 342 amino acids. The transcript is spliced from 8 exons. Lineage: Eukaryota; Viridiplantae; Streptophyta; Magnoliopsida; Nymphaeales; Nymphaeaceae. Gene Ontology annotation, biological process: RNA methylation. Gene Ontology annotation, molecular function: methyltransferase activity.